Microbotryum saponariae is the source of this 1094-nucleotide messenger RNA. Lineage: Eukaryota; Fungi; Basidiomycota; Microbotryomycetes; Microbotryales; Microbotryaceae. The record is from the annotation of a GenBank genome assembly.
AUGCCUUCUGCCAACGAAGCGACGCCAAUUGUUUCCACCAACUCUCGGCCACCAACGCUCACCCGACUCCUCGCUACUUGUGCUCCAUCCGAGCGUGUCACUCAACUGCUACGCGCGUUCAAGCCACGCUGGGACGACCGCCUACGAUUGCGUCGCACGGCUGGGAGGAUUGAAAUGGGACUCACCCGCGUCUCCUGGCGUCAGGGUUCUCAGCUCUUUCUUCGACUUGCUGGAGCAGCACCCAUCAUUGCUGGAGCUGUUCCGCGAGAAGCUGGACGCCAUCAGCAAUGCUCCUUGCAGCGAGAUGGCUCGGAAGAGCGAGGACGAUGUCAGACUUUCGUUCGAAGAGCUCUUCUUUGGCGGCUUACGAUCUGCAACGGCGGCGCUGCUCAAUCAUCAUGCCGCGAUCACCGAGGCCGCUUCCGCAUCGACCUCCGCGACGAGACCCCGGUACACGGUCCGGUUGGCCAACCCUGACCGUGCUCUCCGCACGCAGGGCGAUGCUGUCCUCUACAUUCAACGUGGGGCUGGCAACGUCGUUGCAAGUAUCUCGAUCGAAUACAAGCGGGACAACGUACAUCAUAGCUUGGCCAAGGUACGCAUCUGCACCCUUCGACGUUUCUUCCUCUAAAUCUUGAAGCGGCACUGGGGCCCCGUGGUCGAGUAUGGGAAUAUGCGAGAGGGCUGGUCCUGGCGUACCUUGGCCAAGCUAUGAUGUACGUUGUCCUGCUUGUACUCGAUCGAGAUACUUGUAACGACGUUGUCAGCCCCACGUUGAAUGUAGACGCCAGGACGGCGCCCUCUCGCAUAUUCCCAUACUCGACCACGGGGCCCCAGUGCCGCUUCAAGAUUUAGAGGAAGAAACGUCGAAGGGUGCAGAUGCUGUGGCGACCAAGGUGAGGCAUGCAUCUUGCAGGCUUGGACAUACGCUUUCUCGAUCCGGCCUCGAAUAUUGGGGCUCUGUGUUUACUCAUUUCUCAUUUUUUAUGCUCGUGAAGGCCAUCAUACAAUGCGUCUCCAGCGAUAGUCGAUUCUUCUUGCUGGUGUCGAUUCCGUUCUUCCAGAUCGGUGAACUGGGUACGCCGCAUCUUUGA